Molecule: messenger RNA, 1083 nt
Organism: Arabis nemorensis
Lineage: Eukaryota; Viridiplantae; Streptophyta; Magnoliopsida; Brassicales; Brassicaceae
Source: the annotation of a GenBank genome assembly
AUGGAAGUCGCUUCAGUUCAAGGCCACGUUUCUUCUUCCCAUCUUCCAUAUUAUAGAAAACCCAUUUGUUCAUCACAGUCAUCGUUGAUUCGGAAAUCUCCAGUUAAACGAUGUUGUUUAGGUCGUGUUUCGAAUGGCAUGGUGAGCUUGAGUACAUCCCUUCAUGCUGGUUCGAGAGGAAACUUCACGGGUGAAACAAGGUGUAAUGGUGUACAAUGGUGUAACCGCUCUUUAAGAUGGGAUCCUAACAAAUUUCAUGAUAAGAAAUCAUAUAGAUUAAGUGAAUUAGCGAGAAGUAUCACCGUGAGAUCGGAUCUUUCAGGAGCUGCAACCCCUGAAGCUUCUUAUCCGGAACCAGAGAUUAAGUUGAGCUCAAGACUCAGAGGGAUAUGCUUUUGUGUUGUUGCUGCUGUUUCUGCCAUUUUUCUCAUUGUCCUGAUGUUCAUUGGCCAUCCGUUCGUCCUUCUCUUUGAUCGCUAUAGGAGAAAGUUCCACCACUUCAUUGCUAAACUUUGGGCUUCCAUAAGUAUCUAUCCGUUUUACAAAAUCGACAUCGAGGGUUUGGAGAAUCUGCCAUCAUCAGACACUCCUGCUGUAUAUGUUUCAAACCACCAAAGUUUUCUGGAUAUAUACACACUUCUCAGUCUUGGCAAAAGCUUUAAGUUCAUCAGCAAGACAGGGAUAUUCGUAAUUCCUGUUAUCGGUUGGGCCAUGUCCAUGAUGGGCGUCGUUCCUUUGAAACGGAUGGACCCAAGAAGCCAAGUGGAUUGCUUAAAACGCUGCAUGGAACUCGUAAAGAAGGGAGCAUCUGUCUUUUUCUUCCCGGAAGGAACACGGAGUAAAGAUGGUCGGUUAGGUCCUUUCAAGAAAGGCGCAUUUACGGUAGCUGCUAAGACGGGAGUUCCAGUAGUUCCAAUAACGCUAAUGGGAACAGGCGAAAUCAUGCCGACGGGUAGUGAAGGUAUACUGAACCAUGGGAAUGUGAGAGUUAUCAUCCAUAAACCGAUACACGGAAGCAAAGCGGAUGUUCUUUGCAACGAGGCCAGAAACAAGAUUGCGGAAUCUAUGAAUCAGCUGAGCUGA